This is a messenger RNA of Rhagoletis pomonella (apple maggot), 3885 nucleotides long. RefSeq lists its product as uncharacterized. The transcript is spliced from 5 exons. Gene Ontology annotation, molecular function: protein binding. Bases 1 to 1200 code for a protein of 399 amino acids. Lineage: Eukaryota; Metazoa; Arthropoda; Insecta; Diptera; Tephritidae. The record is from RefSeq and is a predicted model, not a curated record.
AUGGCUACAACUAAAAAACCGUUGCGUCGCUCGAGCAAAAAGGAAAAUACUAAAGACUUGAAGGAAGCCGAAUCGGGUACACCCUUGCGUACGAUGGAGAGCAUUGUCGAUUCGAAUCAUAUAUUUUUCUCACAAGAUGAUUUCGAAAGCUGGUAUGAAGAAUUAUGGUCCGCCUCGGAAACAAAGCAAAAAUCUGUAAUGCAGUUGUCACGCACCUCUCUACUCAUACUGGACUAUUUUCAAUUCAAAGCUGCGCGUACAAUUCAAAAACACCUUCGACGCUGGUAUUAUCAACGCAUCUAUCAGCGUAAACGCAGCGCCGUCAUACGCAUACAAUAUGAAUGGCGUAAAUUCUACAAAGAACGCACGAUCUAUCUUAAACUGGAACAAGAAACCCAAGAGGCAGCAGAGAAGUUCUACUUUCGACAAGCGCAAAAGAUACAAGCACUCUGGCGCGGUUGGUAUACACGUCAGUACGUACACGAUCACAAUCAGCUGCUGAAGUCGCAAGUGCUUACCGCAGAGGAUCUCUUGCAAUGCGUCGCUUUCAAGUUGCAUCAUAUGUUGCGCACCUAUCAAAUACCGGGUGUCUACUCAUUGAGGAAUUCACACUGCCUAUCCAAAGUCGAGAAACUACUCGCCGCCAUGUCUUUUAAACAACACAACAUUUACGUACGUCAAUUGCGCACUUAUCUGGACAAACGCACCAACAAUGCGCGCAAAAAGUUCAAAGACUCUGCUUAUAGUACAGUUGUACCAUAUGCUGGUCCAAAUAUUCACGGGCACUGUGAACCGAAAUCUACUGCCGUUUUUAAGGCUAAAGAUAUGGAUCGUCGCAUGUAUGAGAUAUUGAAUAUGUAUGAAGAAGCAGCCAAAGCAGACGUUCAAAAACAUCGUAAGCAUAGGGAUUCAAGGCAUAUAGAGAAAAGAGAGUCUCCUCGUUCGAAAUCAACAGACAAAUCAAAGCCUGGACAACGUAAACAAAAGCAACCAGAAAAUAAAACCGACUUUUGUGAGGAUAUUGUGAAUAGCAUGAAACGUUGGAGCAUAUUGAAAGACAACAAUGUCACAGUAGAUCCAAAUAUAUUUCGACGUCCAGAUAAGUUGGAAAAUUUUCUACGCGAAAUCGAAUCGAUUCACAGUUUGAUGCAAGACCGUUGUCAUUGCCGCAUUAAAAGUCCAGAAGAGCUAUGCCGCUGAAGUUUAACCAAAAAAAAAAAAAAAAAAAAACAAUCACAACUGCAAAGUAGCAAAGGGCGGGCAAGAAAUUGGAAAUGCAAGCAUACUGCAAGAAACAAAGCAAUGGAAUUGCAGAGUUUUCUAACAAAUUGGAAAUUUAUAGCCAACUCAACUCAACACAACUCGGACAAAAUGAAAUUCAAUACACGUCAGGCGCUAUGUUCGCCUGUCACUUGCAAUGCUUGUCAGUGUUAUUCAUCUUCAACUUCACCGACUGCCCUGCACAAUGUAGUACAGUUAAUAAAACGUUCAUUUUUCAUCUUGUUGCUGGCGUACGCAAAACGGCCGGAAUCGCAAUGUUUAGCGCAGCCAUUUUUGUCUUGCACCAAUAGAUGUUACGCAGACUUAUUUCACACGUCAAUUGUGUGACUUUGAUUUUUUCUGCAAUUCUCUUUUCUUUUGCAUUCAUAUUUUUUCAUAUCUCCUUGCUAUAGGCACCUUCGAAAAAAAUCUUAAAUGGAAAAUUGAAUGUCAAUUCACGUCAAUUGGAUACCCAGCAAUAUUUGGUUAUCAAAAUGAACAGCGUGGAAUCUGAAGAAAAACUAAAACUUAUAAGUAAACAGAAAGCGCUUUAGACACAGAGGGUAAAAUCUAAGUAUCUACAUUAGGGUGCCUCGCCAAAAAAAUAUUCCUGGGUUUUCCACCGAAAUUAUAAAAUGUAUUAUAUUUUAAAACGUUCGCCAAAAUAUUUCGAUUUGAAAAGACCUACAAAAAUCGAGUUUUCUAAAUAAAAUUAUCUAGUUUCCGAAAAUAGUAUUUCCAAAAAAUCUCCUCAGAUGAUAAAAGAGUUUAAACUUAAGACGUUUUUUUUCUGAAAUAUUUUGGCGAAAUUCUUAAAAUAUAAUAUGUUGUAUAAUUCCGAUAGAAAAACGGUAGCACUUUUUUGUAUGUCUAGUGACGCACCCCAAUGUACAUAAAUAUAUACAUUAUUUAAGGCAUCACCUAGUCUGCAAAAGCUGUAGGUGGUUUGCAACUCUUAGGUGGAGGUUUAGAACAAUACCUUUGUAGGUAACUUGCCUUACUUUAUCUCAGUCGUUCCUCUUUUAAUUUGAAUCAGAAUAAAGGAGAGGGUCACCAAGUUUAAAGGACAGUCGCCCAAGUACUUUCGAAAUUCCACAGAUAAAUAAAGUCAGGACUAAGAGCUCCUCGGGGCUAUUCAGAAAGUGCGAGCCGAGAUGUUAAUACCUCAAACCGCCAAAGGCUGUUUAUAUGUAUACAUAUUUAAGUGAAGGUCUUGGGAUGAUUCUACCUAAUUAUGGUUGCACCAAGUGGGUCAGGUGGGCUCUUUAGUCUCACCAAGUGACUGUUCACUCAGUCAAAACCUAUCAAAGAGUAGGAAGCUUUGUUAGACUUUGAAGCUGACUUUAGUGUGUGCGGUCCACUUUGUAUCAGAAAAAUCUUUGGUGUCUUUGGUUUUCGCUCAGCGCUCAUUGAGCUGACGUGAGACCCAAGAGUAGUCCGCGGCUAGUCAAAGGUACUUCCAUCUCUUUGUCGCCCGAUGAAACCAUCUCCAGGUUAACCUUUCUAACCGACUCAUCCAGUAUGCAGUUGCCUGAUAUAUAACUGUGGACUGGCAUUAAUAAGCGUAAGUCUGACUAGGAAAUAUACUGCUGGAAGCGAAAAAGAAGUUAGGUAUUUCAAGUAACAGUCAUCUUUGUGUGAAACAUAAGCCUGAAGGAAAUUUCGCGACAGGAAAUUCCUCCACCAACGAUUCCAUUUAGCUUCACCUCAUCCUUGUAAAAGUCUUUCGCCUUAUAACUCUUGCCCAACAUUCACUCAACCUUAUAUGGUGCACUAGAAUCAGUAUAUUGUUUAGGGCAUUUUGAGCUUAUAGUUCUUACCUAAGAUUUCCCUGUUUUAUCUGCUAACUUAGAACCCACCACCCAAACUUCGGUCCCUUAUUUUACUGCACAGCUCACAGAUAACUUGUGGUCGUAAUGGUAAGCUCCCCUGUAUGAGAACUAUCCUAGUAGUGUUGGCCUUGUCGAAGUCUUCCUACACCGUAUGUCACUUCACGUUACUAGAUGAGGCCUCCGCUUAACCGCAGAUACUCGAGCGGUUCUGAGUGAUCCAGAUUAAAUAAUGAAAUACAGAAAACCUUAACAGGAGGAUACCACAAUCUGGCGUCUUCUCCGGUCGUUUCUAAGCUACACUUGUCACAGCGCUGCACUCCAAACAGCUACGAGAUGUCUUCUGAUAUCGCUAGGAUGUGAUCCAUAUAACGGGGCUCAGAUGCUUAUAGUAAGGGGACAUAAAAUGCGACAGUUCUCGGUCUGCUGCGAGAUCCUGAACUUCAUAAAACUACCACUAAAACCGGCGAUCUACAUGGAGGCAAUUAACCGGCAUUCACAGAGACUAUCACCCCCUUCACCAACUACCGCCCUGUGAAAGCUAUCAUCGGAGUUCAACCAUAACUUAGUGCGCGGCGUUCAAAGUGAAUUCAUUUCAUCAGUGUCAUCUUGAAAGGACUGCCUUUUAUUACGUCUUGUGAACUGGCUACGAUGCACCAACGUACGGUCCGAUCUCAUUCCUAUAAUCCUUGGGUUGGCGCAUACUUUUUGUAUAAUCGCCUCUGUGGGAUUGCUGCGAUAAACUUCUGUGAUAACAGGGCAUUGUGUUCUUUGUUGGCAGCAUCUGGAUGCCAGC